AUGCCUGAGCGAGAAGACGUGGCGGACCUGCUGUCCAAGUGCGUGUCACUAGAGCGGGACAGCCCAGAACGGGCGGAGAAGGCCGCGCGACUGAAGAGUGGCGUCCAGAAUGGCGCUACCAAUCUGUUGCAAUUGGUCGUGCUCAUGGAGAAAUAUUUGACGGCCAACGAUGACUCUGUACGAGCCCAGGGAGUGGCAUUGCUUGCAGAGAUCGUGUCAUCUGGGGUCAAGCUGUCCAGCUCUGAACAGCAACAUCUUGCAGACUUCUUCACGUCACGUUUUGCUGACUGGGCUUCUCUCAACGGGGCAUUGGCAGGUUGCCAGGCCCUCCUGGAUGGAGAGCCAGAUGAGGAAAUCGUUUGCCUCGUUGCUGAGUCACUGACGAUGGAGCUUCAUAUACAGCAACACAAGCAGGCUGACAGGCAACUUGCCUUGAAGCUGCUGCUGAAGCUCAUAUCUGACUGGGGCUCCACCUUGGUGCUGUCAGCACACAUGAGUGUUCUUGAUGCAACGAUCGCUGCGGUGGAUGGGGAGAAAGAUCCAAGGUGCCUAAUGCUGGCGUUCGAGUGUGUUGCGGUAAUACAGACAGGUGGCAUGAGCUCAUACACUUGA
Messenger RNA from Ostreobium quekettii, 612 nucleotides. Lineage: Eukaryota; Viridiplantae; Chlorophyta; Ulvophyceae; Bryopsidales; Ostreobiaceae. The record is from the annotation of a GenBank genome assembly.